AUGCAGCUGAGCCGCGCCGCCGCCGCCGCCGCCGCCGCCCCUGCGGAGCCCUCGGCGCCGCUGUCCCCCGUGCCGGCCCCGGCCCCCCCCGGCCCCCUCCCGCGCAGCGCGGCCGACGGGGCUCCAGUGGGGGGGCAGGGGGGGCCGGGGCGCCGCGAGGAGCCCCGGGGCGCCCAGCUCCCGGCCGCGAGCGGCCACGGCCGGGGCGCGGGGAUGGACGGCCCCGGGGCCAGCGCCGUGAUCGUGCGCGUCGGCAUCCCGGACCUUCAGCAGACGAAGUGCCUGCGCCUGGACCCGGCCGCGCCGGUGUGGGCAGCCAAGCAGCGCGUGCUCUGCGCCCUCAACCACAGCCUCCAGGACGCGCUCAACUACGGGCUCUUUCAGCCGCCCUCCCGGGGCCGCGCGGGCAAGUUCCUGGACGAGGAGCGGCUCCUGCAGGAAUACCCGCCCAACCUGGACACGCCCCUGCCCUACCUGGAGUUUCGAUACAAGCGGCGAGUUUAUGCCCAGAACCUUAUUGAUGAUAAGCAGUUUGCAAAGCUUCACACAAAGGCGAACCUGAAGAAAUUUCUGGAAUACGUCCAGCUGCACAACACAGAGAAGGUGGCGCGCCUGCUGGACAAGGGGCUGGACCCCAACUUCCACGAUCCUGACUCAGGAGAGUGUCCUCUGAGCCUUGCGGCCCAGCUAGACGACGCCACGGACCUGCUGAAGGUGCUGAGGAACGGCGGUGCUCACCUGGACUUCCGCACCCGCGACGGGCUCACCGCUGUGCACUGUGCCACGCGCCAGCGGAAUGCGGCGGCCUUGACGACCCUGCUGGACCUGGGCGCGUCCCCCGACUACAAGGACAGCCGCGGCCUGACGCCCUUGUACCACAGCGCCCUGGGGGGGGGAGACGCCCUCUGCUGUGAGCUCCUUCUGCACGACCACGCUCGGCUGGGGACCACCGACGAGAACGGCUGGCAGGAGGCCCACCAGGCCUGCCGCUUUGGGCAUGUGCAGCACCUGGAGCACCUGCUGUUCUACGGAGCCAACAUGGGGGCUCAGAACGCCUCGGGGAACACAGCCCUGCACAUCUGUGCCCUCUACAACCAGGAGAGCUGUGCCCGCGUCCUGCUUUUCCGUGGAGCCAAUAAGGAUGUCCGCAAUUAUAACAGCCAGACAGCCUUCCAGGUGGCCAUCAUAGCAGGGAACUUUGAGCUUGCGGAGGUCAUCAAGACUCACAAAGAUUCGGAUGUUGUGCCAUUCAGGGAAACCCCCAGCUAUGCGAAGCGACGGCGGCUGGCCGGCCCUAGCGGCCUUGCCUCUCCUCGGCCCCUGCAGCGCUCGGCCAGUGACAUCAACCUGAAGGGUGAGGUGCAGCCAGCAGCUUCUCCGGGACCUUCACUGCGAAGCCUCCCCCACCAGCUGCUGCUCCAGCGGCUGCAGGAAGAGAAAGACCGGGACCGGGAUGGUGACCAGCAGAGUGACGGCAGUGGCCCUGCAGCAGGCAGGGGCAGCCAGAGUAAGAUCAGCCCGAGCGGUCCCGGCGGCCCCGGCGGCCCCGGUCCCGCGCCCGGCCCUGGCCCGGCGCCCCCCGCGGCCCCACACAGUGACCCUGAGCUCUUGGCCGUGACCCCUGGGGUGGGCGACAGAGCAAGGUUGGUUGGGGUGCUCAGCAUUGGGGAGGGCGGUUUUUGGGAGGGGACCGUGAAAGGCCGCACAGGCUGGUUCCCGGCUGACUGCGUGGAGGAGGUGCAGAUGAGACAGUAUGACACGCGGCACGAAACCCGGGAGGACCGGACGAAGCGACUUUUCCGCCACUACACGGUGGGCUCCUAUGACAGCCUCUCUGCACACAGCGAUUAUGUCAUUGACGACAAGGUGGCUGUCCUGCAGAAACGGGACCACGAAGGCUUUGGUUUUGUGCUCCGGGGGGCCAAAGCAGAGACCCCCAUCGAGGAGUUCACGCCCACGCCGGCCUUCCCGGCGCUUCAGUAUCUCGAGUCGGUGGACGUGGAGGGCGUGGCCUGGAGGGCCGGGCUUCGCACGGGGGACUUCCUAAUCGAGGUGAAUGGAGUGAACGUGGUGAAGGUCGGGCACAAGCAGGUGGUGGCUCUGAUCCGCCAGGGCGGGAACCGCCUCGUCAUGAAGGUGGUGUCAGUGACAAGGAAGCCCGAAGAAGAUGGGGCUCGGCGCAGAGCCCCGCCGCCCCCUAAGAGGGCCCCCAGUACCACGCUGACCCUGCGCUCCAAGUCCAUGACGGCGGAGCUUGAGGAGCUCGCCUCCAUUCGGAGAAGGAAAGGGGAGAAGCUGGAUGAGAUCCUGGCAGCCGCCACGGAGCCGGCGCUGAGGCCAGACAUCGCGGAUGCUGACUCGAGAGCUGCCACCGUCAAACAGCGGCCCACCAGUCGGAGGAUCACCCCUGCUGAGAUCAGCUCACUGUUUGAGCGCCAGGGCCUCCCAGGCCCAGAGAAGCUGCCAGGCUCCCUGCGGAAGGGGAUUCCACGGACCAAGUCUGUAGGAGAAGAUGAGAAGCUGGCGUCCUUGCUGGAGGGGCGCUUCCCGAGGAGCACGUCGAUGCAGGAUACGGUGCGCGAGGGCCGAGGUAUCCCGCCCCCGCCGCAGACGGCCCCGCCGCCCCCGCCCGCACCCCGCUACUUCGACUCCGGGCCGCCCCCCGCCUUCUCGCCGCCGCCUCCGCCGGGCCGCGCCUACGACACCGUGCGCUCUAGCUUCAAGCCCGGCCUGGAGGCGCGCCUGGGCGCGGGCGCCCCGGGCCUGUAUGAUUCCGGCGCGGCCCUGGGGCCGCUGCCCUACCCGGAACGGCAGAAGCGCGCGCGCUCCAUGAUUAUCCUUCAGGACUCGGCGCACGAGGCAGGCGACGUCCCCCGGCCCCCGCCAGCGGCCACCCCGCCGGAGCGCCCGAAGCGUCGGCCGCGGCCGCCCGGCCCCGACAGCCCUUACGCCAACCUCGGCGCCUUCAGCGCCAGCCUCUUCGCGCCGUCCAAGCCUCAGCGCCGCAAAAGCCCGCUGGUGAAGCAGCGGCAGGUGGAGGAUGCGCAGGAGCGCGCGGCCCUGGCCGUGGGCAGCCCCGGCCCGGCGGGCGGCAGCUUCGCCCGGGAGCCCUCCCCGACACACCGCGGGCCUCGGCCGAGCGGCCUCGACUACAGCGCCGGAGACGGCCCCGGGCUCUCGUUCGGCGGCCCGGUCCCAGGGAAGGACCGGCGGCUGGAGGAGCGGCGGCGCUCCACCGUCUUCCUGUCUGUGGGAGCCGUCGAGAGCAGCCCUCCUAGCGCAGAUAUGCCCUCCCUGCAGCCCUCCCGCUCCAUUGACGAGCGCCUGCUGGGGGCCGGCGCCACCACCGGCCGUGACCUGCUGCUGCCCUCCCCCGUCUCCGCUCUGAAGCCAUUGGUCAGCGGCUCGAGCCUUGGGCCUUCGGGCUCCACCUUCAUCCACCCGCUCACCGGCAAACCCCUGGACCCCAGCUCACCCCUGGCCCUUGCCCUGGCUGCCCGGGAGCGGGCUCUGGCCUCUCAGGCGCCCUCCCGCUCCCCCACACCUGUGCACAGCCCUGACACCGACCGCCCUGGGCCCUUGUUUGUGGAUGUGCAGGCUCGUGACACUGAGCGAGGGCCCCUGGCCUCCCCAGCCUUCUCCCCGAGGAGCCCCGCCUGGGUUCCUGUGCCUGCUCGCAGGGAAGCCGAGAAAGCUCCCCGGGAGGAGCGCAAGUCACCGGAGGACAAGAAGUCCAUGAUCCUCAGCGUCCUGGACACAUCCCUGCAGCGGCCAGCCGGCCUCAUCGUCGUGCACGCCACCAGCAAUGGGCAGGAGCCCAGUGGGCUGGGGGCCGGAGAGGAGCACCCGGGCACCCCAGAGCUGGCCCCGGCCCCCACGCAGUCGGCCGUGGUGGCAGAGCCCCUGCCUAGCCCCCGGGCCCAGCCUCCUGGCAGUACCCCGACAGACCCCGGGCUGGGCCAGGGCAGCUCAGAGGAGGAGCCGGAGCUGGUAUUCGCUGUGAACCUGCCGCCGGCCCAGCUGUCCUCCAGCGAUGAGGAGACCAGAGAGGAGCUGGCCCGCAUUGGACUCGUGCCGCCUCCUGAAGAGUUUGCCAAUGGGGUCCUGCUGGCCACCCCACUCCCUGGCCCAGGUCCCUCGCCCGCCACGCUGCCAGGCCCGGCCUCAGGGAAGCCGAGCAGCGAGCCGCCCCCUGCCCCCGAGUCCGCAGCGGAUUCGGGGGUGGAGGAGGCCGACACGCGCAGCUCCAGCGACCCCCACCUGGAGACCACGAGCACCAUCUCCACAGUGUCCAGCAUGUCCACCCUGAGCUCGGAGAGCGGGGAACUCACCGACACCCACACCUCCUUCGCCGACGGACAUACUUUUCUACUCGAGAAGCCACCAGUGCCUCCCAAGCCCAAGCUCAAGUCCCCGCUGGGGAAGGGGCCGGUGACCUUCAGGGACCCGCUGCUGAAGCAGCCCUCGGACAGCGAGCUCGUUGCGCAGCAGCACCACGCCGCCGCCGCCGGGCUGGCCUCCGCUGCCGGGCCUGCUCGCCCUCGCUACCUCUUCCAGAGAAGGUCCAAGCUGUGGGGGGACCCCGUGGAGAGCCGGGGGCUCCCCGGGCCCGAAGACGACAAGCCAACUGUGAUCAGUGAGCUCAGCUCCCGCCUGCAGCAGCUGAACAAAGACACCCGCUCCCUGGGGGAGGAGCCGGUUGGCGGCCUGGGCGGCCUGCUGGACCCUGCCAAGAAGUCGCCCAUCGCGGCAGCUCGGUGA
Messenger RNA from Lipotes vexillifer (Yangtze River dolphin), 4761 nucleotides. It is a transcript of the gene SHANK3, whose product is annotated as SH3 and multiple ankyrin repeat domains 3. Bases 1 to 4761 code for a protein of 1586 amino acids. Lineage: Eukaryota; Metazoa; Chordata; Mammalia; Artiodactyla; Lipotidae. The record is from RefSeq and is a predicted model, not a curated record. The transcript is spliced from 23 exons. Gene Ontology annotation, molecular function: ionotropic glutamate receptor binding; synaptic receptor adaptor activity. Gene Ontology annotation, cellular component: dendritic spine; postsynaptic membrane; postsynaptic density.